Molecule: messenger RNA, 2522 nt
Organism: Callorhinchus milii (elephant shark)
Lineage: Eukaryota; Metazoa; Chordata; Chondrichthyes; Chimaeriformes; Callorhinchidae
Gene: ccnb3
Product: cyclin B3
Exons: 12
Coding region: 60-1310 (416 amino acids)
Biological process (GO): mitotic cell cycle phase transition; regulation of cyclin-dependent protein serine/threonine kinase activity
Cellular component (GO): cytoplasm; nucleus; centrosome
Molecular function (GO): cyclin-dependent protein serine/threonine kinase regulator activity
Source: RefSeq, a predicted model, not a curated record
AAUCGGUCAGUCACUACACAAUCCCAGGAGGCGGUGCCCGGGCGGAGCUGCUCUGGAAUAUGCCGAUAUCCCGAACCGUCAGAACAGCCAAAAUCCCCCGAACCGGAGGGCGAAGCAGUGACGAGAUUCCCCGCACAGAGCCGGAUGACCCCAGUCAGAGCAAGAGAUCUCCCUCAUCACCACAAGGUGGGCCCAAGAAGAGAUCAGCGUUUGGAGACAUUACAAACGCGAAGCAGAACCCAGCGAUUGUGACCAGGAAAUCAGCCGGCAAAAAACCUGAAAGCACCGUCACCCAGGAGGUGUCCAAAAAUACCGCAAAUCUUCCCAAAAGUUCUGGGCGCAAAGCCCUCCUGGACAAUGGUCCUGAGCAGAAGGAAAAGAGGAGCAGGCCGGUUGUGGACAAGGAGAACCGGGUACAAGUGCCGGCUGAGCCCAGCGCAGUGACAACACCAAAGAAGGAACCAGAGCUGCAGAUUCCUGCUUAUGAUGAUGUUGAUGAAGAAAACCUGAACGACCCAUUCCUGAACGCAUUGUACGCCAAGGAUAUCUUCAACUACAUGAAGGAGCGAGAGGAGAUGUUUGUGCUGAAGGGAUACAUGGAAAAGCAGCCAGAUCUGAACAUUGAGAUGAGGGCAAUCCUGGUGGACUGGAUGGUGGAGGUGCAGGAGAACUUUGAGCUGAACCACGAGACUCUAUACCUGGCUGUGAAGCUGGUGGAUCACUUCCUGGCCACCACCAUGUGCCUGAAGGAGAACCUGCAGCUGCUGGGCUCCACCGCCAUCCUCCUGGCAGCCAAGUUCGAUGAGCGCUGCCCGCCUUGUGUGGAUGACUUCCUGUACAUCUGUGACGAUGCGUACCAGAGGGAGGAGCUGCUCUCCAUGGAGGUCAACAUCCUGAAGACACUGAAGUUUGACAUCAACAUCCCAGUGGCCUAUCGCUUCCUCAGGAGAUACGCCAAGUGCGGCAGAGCGAGCCUGGAGACGCUGACCCUCAGCCGCUACGUCUGUGAGCUGACCCUGCAGGAAUACGGCUUCAUCUGGGAGACAGCCUCCAAACUGGCUGCCUCCUGCCUGCUGCUGGCCCUUAAGAUGAAGGGCCUGGGGGGAUGGACUCCGACCCUGGAGCAUUACACGGGAUACAAGGUGGCUGAUCUGCAAUCACUAACCCGACGUCUGAAUCUGUUACUUUACAACAGACCAAAUGACAAGCUGAAGGCCGUGCGUUAUAAGUACUCUCACAAAGUAUUCUUUCAAGUGGCCAAAAUCCCGCCAAUGGAUGUGCUGGAGCUGGAGGAGCAGCUGAGCUGUUGAUGUGGAUGUGCUGAGCUUUGCCGAAAGCCAUAUACUAUAGUACACCACCAGCCCCACUGGCUUUGUACAUAGUGUGUAAAUACUUGCCAUCGCUCAGUAUCUCUGAUGUAUAAUCUGUGACCUCUGCUAAAAUGAAGCGAUUGUGUAAUUAUUCCUAGAAAGGCCAAUUAUUAUGAGGCAGCAAAAAAAAACUUUUAAGACUAACAAAACUCUAAUUGUACUUUUGUUUUAAAAAAAAUACUCUCUUCCUUGUUGCUGUCCUAAACUUGCGCCCCAUGUAAAACAAACCCCACUCCCCUGUCAGAUAUUUCCUGGAUCUCGUUUUGCUUUCGAAAAAUGUACUAUUGAACCUGCAAACGUUCCCAGUGUUUUUGCUGAUCGUUAAAUGUAAAAGACAUUGUUUGUGUUAAGAGUUCCUUACUUUGUAGAUUUUAUUUUUGCAUUUUUUAAAAAGUUUUUACAAAGAGGACAGAAGCUGCAAAGUGUGGAAACGUUGUGUUAUUUGGGAAGUUUGUAGCUAAGUGGAAGAUGUUUGCCGUUGGUGCCACAGGGAGAGAAACUUUUUCCCCUCGUUCCUGUUGAUGCCCUUCUCAGUGUGUGGCACUGGCUUCCUCGUCACUAUUUCCUCGUGCCCUCGGCCCCCGGACAGGACAGCCCUGUCGGGGUGACUUUCUCUGCCGGAUUGAUGGCCGAGAGUGAACUGACCAACAGCUCCUCCCAGUUCACGGCAUCUCUCCAGCAUCUUCCACGUCUGAUAACUUUUUUUAAAAAAAAAAUCCCAACUUUUUGGUGCAGGUUUGUAAUUCGCACCUUUGAUCUCUGUUUAAUUGGGGGGAAAGUUAGUGAGAGGGGGAGCGCUGCUGACAGCGCAGGAAAGCGUCCCUUUCCCUGUUGAGCCCCAGAGCGCCCACUGACACCACCUUCUGUCUCCGAGCCGGUCAUUGCUUCAGACACAGCAGCCUUUGGCUGCGGGAAGCUCUCAGCCAUUCAAAGUUCCCAAAUGUUGCAUUGUUUGUGUUUCAAACUAUUUUAAGAUUUUGCGGAUAUGUUUUGUGUAUUUAUAAAUAACUUUAAAGAAGUCUGUGGUACACUCACAGCCGUGAAUAGCUCUGGUGUUUGUGUCCUGUGGGGUUGUGCGGGUGACCCUCUGUGUUUUGAGUGUUCUUUCACUCUGGUGUUCAUGUUGUAAAAUAAAAUAAAUCCAUUACGUUA